Molecule: messenger RNA, 4387 nt
Organism: Scleropages formosus (Asian bonytongue)
Lineage: Eukaryota; Metazoa; Chordata; Actinopteri; Osteoglossiformes; Osteoglossidae
Gene: frmd4ba
Product: FERM domain containing 4Ba
Exons: 23
Coding region: 240-3125 (961 amino acids)
Biological process (GO): establishment of epithelial cell polarity
Cellular component (GO): bicellular tight junction; adherens junction; cytoskeleton
Molecular function (GO): cytoskeletal protein binding
Source: RefSeq, a predicted model, not a curated record
GUGCGUGUGCGUGUGCGCGCGCGAGAGUGUGUUGGUGUGUGUCUCAGGGUGCGAUCUGCGGAAUGAGGCGGUUUCCUGACUGAACAACAGAGCCACACACACACACACACACACACACACACACACACACAGACGCGCGCGCGCAGAGGCUGGAGAGGAGGAAGGAGGAAGGCGCUUUAAGGGAGAGACGUGCAGGGAAUAAACACCGAACCGAGGAGCUGAAAUACAGGAGGCGCGAGAUGACGGAAGGCAGGCUCUGCCAAGUUCACCUCCUGGAUGACAGGAAGCUGGAGCUGCUUGUACAGCCAAAGCUGCUGUCCAGAGAACUCCUGGACUUGGUUUCUUCUCAUUUCAACCUUAAAGAAAAGGAAUACUUUGGGAUUACCUUCAUCGAUGACACGGGCCAGUGUAAGUGGCUGCAGCUUGACCGCAGAGUACUAGAUCAUGAUUUCUCUAAGAAGACCGGUCCAAUCGCUCUCAAGUUCCUGGUCCGGUUUUAUAUUGAGAGUAUAACAUUUCUUAAGGAGAACACAACAGUGGAAUUAUUUUUUCUGAAUGCAAAGACUUUGGUUUACAACGGUGACAUCGAGUUGGAAAGCGAACAUGUUUUCAAACUAGCCGCUUACACGUUGCAGGAGGCGAAGGGAGACUAUACAAGUGAUGAGAACACUAGAGCAGACCUGAAGAAGUUGCCCACACUUCCUACCAAGGUCCUGAAGGAGCAUCCAUCACUUGCGUACUGUGAAGACAGAGUGAUAGAGCAUUACAAGAAGCUGAAAGGACUCACUCGAGGACAGGCCAUUGUGCAGUAUUUGACUUUGGUGGAAUCCCUACCAACAUAUGGCGUUCAUUAUUAUGAAGUAAAGGACAAACAAGGGAUCCCCUGGUGGCUGGGAGUCAGCUAUAAAGGCAUCGGCCAAUACGAUUUACAAGACAAGCUAAAACCAAGAAAGUUGUUCCAGUGGAAGCAGCUGGAAAACCUGUAUUUUCGGGAGAAGAAAUUUGCUGUUGAGGUGAACGAUCCUCACAGGAGGACCGUUUCCAGACGCACGUUUGGGCAGGCGGGCCUGGUCAUCCACACAUGGUAUGCUAGCCACUCUCUGAUCAAAACCAUUUGGGCUAUGGCCAUCAGCCAGCACCAGUUCUACCUUGACCGUAAGCAGAGCAAGGCCAAAAUAAGCACAGCACGGAGCUUGGGCGACAUUGCCUUGGAUCUGACUGAGGCAGGAGCACCCCGAACCAGUAAACUGGGAGUUAUGGACGGCAAAGACAGGUUCAUCAUGGCCAGCAACGGUAGCCUAGUUUCAGCAGGCUCAGCUGACUCCGAGGCGAAUGAGGAGCAGAAAAAGGAGAAGAUCUCGGAACUGAAGAAGAAGGAGAAAGAGCUGCAGGACGUCCUGGCUCUGAAGAUUGAGGAACUUAAGAAGAUCUGUCUGAGAGAAGCUGAACUAACAGGCAGACUUCCUAAGGAGUAUCCUCUGGCCUCUGGAGAAAAACCCCCUCAGGUCCGCCGUAGAGUGGGCACCACAUUCAAACUGGACAACGUUUUUCCUUAUGACCAGGACUCCCACCUGAGAACCUUGGAGGGCCGCUUUGCCUUGCAGCAAAAGAUAGUAGAGGCAGCGAAGAAGCUGGCUGGAGAGUCCGAGCUCUGUAAGACAGUGAAGAAAAAGAGGAGGAAAAACCUGCUGGAUGCCAUGAGGAAGCUUCAGGAAAUUGAGGACGAAAUCAAUGAAUACCGCAUCAAAACGGGCAAGAAGCCUACGCAAAGAGCGUCCUUGAUCAUAGCAGACGAGACCCUCCCUUUUGAACUGAACUCUUUAGCUGACAGCUUGGUUCUGGAUGACGACGAGCCAGUCGGAGCUCAGAGGCAGCGAUCACGGUCUGUUCAGUACUCCCCCCCAUCCUCGGAGGUCCUUGAGUACCACCCUGAUCGCCGGGCCUCAGCCAAUGAUCAGCACCAGGACAUAGGCUUUGGCAGAUUAGGGUACAGUGACAUUCAGGACUCGUACUACAAUUAUAGAGAAACCUUAUCGACUCACAGCAGCCCAUGCAAGCCGACUUCCAGGCAGCCUCGUGAUGCCCGCAGUGUACCCCAGACUCCUGUCAUGACUCGCAAUGCCUACAGCAGCACCCAGCUAAGGUCCGAAGAGAGCCCCCAGCACUUCCGGCAGCGAAGUGGAAGUCUGGAGUCCCAAUGCCAACUACCGCCAGAGGGCAACUCCCAUAGGCCGGGUUUCACUCUGUCCAACCCUCGGCGAAGUAACAGCACUGAGGUCCUGGAUGACGGUUCUUCCUACACCAGCCAGUCGAGCACCGAGUAUAGCACCCCUGGCAUCGCCACCUCUCGGACCCGGGACCGCCGUCGCCACAGGCAGGGCAACAUCUAUGCCAACACAGGCAGCAUGCCAAACCUGGCGCAGAGCGAGUCCCGACAUUACAGCUGCCAGGCUUCAGCGCUUCACACGCACACUGCAUACUAUGUGACGGGCUACACAGCCUACCCGUGCUAUGCUGACCCGGAGCCGUACUCCAAUGGCCCCUACGUCUAUGAGAGUGAGCUGGAGGGCCACUACAAUCUGAACCCAUCCUACCAGGUGCCCACCCUCCAUGGACCUGACCGCUAUGGUCGCUAUGGUGAUGAUGAGACAGAUGGCCUCCCACAGAACUUGUAUGCCACUAUGCGACCCCCUAGGAGCCGGCCAGUGGCCAAGCAUCUCCAGAGGGCACUGGUGGAGGAGCACCUGCGGGGCUGGUACAACCGAAAUGCGGGUAACAAGCAGGCAGCCUCCAGCUACGACAGGGGUUCUCAGCAAAGCCUUGGAUAUCAGACCAUGCCAGCUCCCUUUGGACACUCCAGCCGUGCAAUGUCCUAUUCCUCAGUGUCGUCGGUAUCUGGUGUAAGAAAUUGGCGCAGUCACUUAUCUGUGGGUGUAACGGACUAUGACCCUCCCGCAUCGCCACAGCAGCCGUACCCAUCGUCCUACAGCACCCUCCACAGCAGGUCAUACAUAGAUGCGAAUCAUUUGGAAACACCCAUCAGCACCCAAAUGCAUAGCAGUUUGGAUCCAGAAGACCAGAUGUUAUACUGGCACGAGAACUCAAAACCUGGAACUAUUGUAUAGGGUGACAGCAGCAACUGUUGUCUUGACAGAUUUUUGUUUUGUAUUUACGUGCCUUGGACCAUGCUUUUUUUUGUCUCAUGGGCAAAGGUUUCCAAAGAAGCCAAAGGCGAUACAUCGAAGGAAUGAAACUGUACAGGAAGGCAACGCGUGUGUUCCAUUCCAUGUGUGAACAGCUUCCUUCACAUGCACAGUGGAGUGCAGCCUGUAAAUGUUGUGGCUGAAUGUCAUUGUGCCACGGCAGUAUGAGGACGCAAGUGUUAACUUUAAGAAGAGGACUAUCCUCAGGUUCAUGGCUCUGUCACUGCAGUGGGGUAUGUCCAAGCUGUGACUCGCACCUCGUUCCUCACUGAGCUGGAAGCACAGACCUCCACACCCUUCCAGUCAGAACUGCCCAGACAAAGGUUUCUUGGGGCUCUUCUGCAAGGGAGCAUUUAGUGUUGCAGAACUGAAGUUCAAACCCUACUGGCUUGACCGGAAUGAGAAGAUUUUUACAGGUAACCUGUAGAGUCCCACUGCGGGCAGUUUGAAGACUCAGUCUUACCAGUUCUUUAAAGUUACUGAAAUUCCCUCAGUAUGCCUUGCUUUAGUAGCCUGGUACGGCUGCAGUGACUGUUCAGAUUACCAGUGGGUCAAACAAUCUCACAGAAGACCCAUCGCAGAGGGAAUGGUUAUGUCUAGCACUGACUCAGCACUGUUUCCACCACUGCUUCAUUAACACUAGAUAGUGUUGUCAAUGUUUUUUUGCGUUGCUGACUUAGAAAUGUUCAAAAUUUGCACAUCUUUCACUCUAGUACUUAGUACUGUAUAGCUGAAGAACUGUAAACUACUUUGUAUAUUGCUGUUACAAAUUAUGGGGCCUAUUUUUCAUUUUCUGUAUUUAAGUAUUUUCAUAUACCUGCCAAAUAUCACAGUUGGAUGGACUAUUUUUUUUCCAUUUUAAAACUUUAUCGUGGAUUAAAGCUAUAUUACUCAUUUUGUUGAUACUCUUCAGCUUUUAUCUUUUUUAAAUAUCAUUCAUUAGCACAUAAGAGGGACAUUUAUAGAAGAUUUUUUUUUCCAAAGUAGGUAUUGCAUCCCAUGCUGGAAUCCAUGGACCGGUGCUCUUUUCCUCCUUAAGUAUUUGUACAUAACAUUGUAUAUAGGCUGUUUGUUGUUGUUUUUUUUAAUUCUAGUUUUUGUGAACUUUUUGUUGAAGCAUGUAAUAUAUGGUAAGCAAUCCACUUUGGUAAGCUGGUUCUUAGUAUUUGUAUUCAUUUCAAUUA